AUGACACAGCCCACAACCCCCGAAGGUGGAUAUCCCUCUUCUGACAAGGAUGACUUUGGACCUGACAGCGUCUUUACUACCAAUCCGCUUGUUAGAGAUGGGUCUUAUAUCAAAGACCCAUGGGGACGUAUGAGGUACAUGGGACCGACAUCGACAUGGUCAUUCUACCAACGUGCCAUCGCCACUUUGGGGCAGCGUCUCCCCCAAGACCAGACAACCCCUUCCGAACUGUUUGCUGUCGAUGGUUCAGCAUUCAAGCUCACAUGGGUUGCUUUACCCCCAAACGGAAUACCAGAUUUGAGUGGUCUUCCCCAGACCGAUCACGGACUUUACAUGUUCCAUACUGUCAAGUUUCAUCUUGGGUAUUUCUCCAUGAUCAUUGACGAGCCGAGGUUUCUUGCUCGCCUACACGAGUUCGAGAUGCACCCUGAAGAAGUAGCCCAAUCCCAUCGCUUGUGGCUUGCAGAAUAUAUUCUCAUCCUUGCUUUUGGCGAGGCUUUUCUGAAUCGACCCUCUCGGGGCGACGCUCCAGCUGGCACUGCUUUGGCUGCUCGAGCACUCGCGUUGCUGCCUGAUCUCCCCCAGUUACAUGAAGAGGGUCUCCUCUCUAUAGAGGUCCUCAGCCUGGUAGCUUUGUACCUCCACUGCCUUGAUAUGAGGGUCAACGCAUUCCUAUAUAUCGGCCAGGCUCUGCGCUUAGCCACAGUAGAGGGGAUUCACAGAGAGAUACCAGAGGAAGCGUUUGGAGCAGAAUUAUCUCAACGAUGCAAGAGGUUGUGGUGGGUUCUCUAUGUCCUUGAUCGACGAUUUUCUUCACUUCUAGGCGCUCCUAGUUCUAUUAGGGAUGAUGAUGUAGGCAUGACUUUGCCCUGGGAAAGCAAUGACACCUCAAUGGGGGCGGCGCUCAGCUUGUCUAUCCAAUUAUCUCGAGUUCUAGCAACGAUUAUGUCUACUGUCUACAGCACAAGUGAGAAGCUCGACAAGCCGCUCCUAACCGUCACCAAAGAUAUCAUACAUAAGCUCGCAGAUAUUGGGCAGCAAGUAGAUCAAAAACUGCUUCCCAAGACCUUGAACUCCAGUCCCUCCCGGAUGGUUUGCACAAUAACCCUCAUGUACCAUCACUGCAUCCUCCAUGCUACUAGACCAUUUGUCAUGUGUCUUUUGAAGGGGUAUAUUUAUUCGGAACCACAGGACCGUCAGAAGUUGCAUUUGACCACAUCUAUAUCCAACUUGCUCAAGACUUCAACAUCCUCAGCCAUGACCAUACUCAAAACUCUUUCAUCUCUAGAGAAAUCACAGUUAAUAGAAUCAUUCCUACCCUUUGACCUGGAAUUUUUAUUCUCUUCAGCUAUUCUGUUAUGCAUCAUAGAUCUAGUCUGCCCGGAUUAUAUCACCGACCAAAACUGGCUCCCGAGUGUCAACUACCUCCUUGAUGCCAUUAUUCGACUCGGAAACGUCUCAGCACGAUUGAGAAAGGCAGAGCUCCAUCAUCUACUCCAGCUCCUUGCUGAAGCCAAGGGCAGCCCGGGCCGGGACGUAGAAUUGGCUCCAGAAAUUGAGGCGUCUAUGCUGUAUCCUGGUGAUUCUACUGAUGUUGAGCAGGGGGAUAAUGGGGGCUCGUGGAGUACUGUCUUUGAUUUAGAUGAUACAGCUUUGGACCCCAGUCAUCUACUUGAUCUAGCACUUCAACUCGAUAGGGAACCAGAUGCCGAGAUGUUCAAUUUUUUCUGA
Clonostachys byssicola is the source of this 1731-nucleotide messenger RNA. The record is from the annotation of a GenBank genome assembly. NCBI's taxonomy places the organism in Eukaryota, Fungi, Ascomycota, Sordariomycetes, Hypocreales, Bionectriaceae.